GCAAAAUCAGUCGACGAGUGUACCAAGACGACGACGGGAGUGAGAGUGAGUGCGUGCAAAAGAAAAGAUUGUCCUCGGUGUGUCGCUGAUCGAGGAGGACCAUCUGUAUCUAGUGAUAUAAAUUUAACCCGAUUCCGGUGUGUGACCGAGUGAGUGCCGUCGAAAAACCCGACCGAAUUUAGCUCGCGCGAUGGCCGGAUUGCUGUCAAUCUCGUCGCGAAAUCUUCCGCGAACGGCGCUGCGAAUCAGCGGCCUUCGCUCGCUGGAGGGAGGCCAACAGCAGGUUAGCAAUGCUGCUGGUUUGAGAUCCUACCACCAGGGGCGUGCUGCACUGCAGAGACUAGUUAGGGCGACCGGCACCGAAAGCGCACCGAUUCAAAGCUCGACGGCCGCAACCGGUGCAUCCCGAUGGCUGCAGGCCGAACGUGGCAUAUUCACCUCUGCCCGACUGCUCAACUCGGAGAUCGUCAAGGUGCCUCCGUUCGCCGAUUCCGUAUCGGAGGGCGAUGUCAAGUUCGAAAGGAAGGUCGGCGAUGCCGUCGCUGCCGACGAAGUGGUCAUGGAAAUCGAAACCGACAAGACCACGGUGGGAGUGCCCGCACCGGGGCACGGUAUCAUCGAGGAAAUCUACGUCGCCGACGGUGACACCGUCAAGGCCGGUCAGCAGCUGUUCAAACUGAAAAUCACCGGUCAAGCUCCGGCGGCAGGAGCCCCGAAGGCCGAAGCACCUGCGCCAGCUGCUGCUGCCGCUCCGCCACCGCCACCACCGCCACCAGUGGCUGCAGCUGCUGCACCUCCACCACCGGCAGCCGCGGCCGCUCCACCACCACCUCCGCCACCACCGUCGGGACCCAUCAGCAAAAUGCCCGUCGCUGCCAUGCGUCACGCGCAAGCCAUCGACGCCGCCACCGUCAAGCUGCCUCCGGCCGACUACAGCAAGGAGAUCACCGGCACCAGAACCGAACAGCGCGUCAAGAUGACCCGCAUGCGGCUGAAGAUCGCUUCCCGUCUGAAGGAAGCCCAGAACACCAACGCCAUGCUAACCACGUUCAAUGAAAUCGAUAUGAGCUACAUCAUGGAAUUCCGCAAGCAACAUCUGGAAGCCUUCCAGAAGAAGUACGGCAUGAAGCUGGGCUUCAUGUCUGCCUUCACCAAAGCAGCCGCCUACGCCCUACAGGACCAACCCGUUGUCAAUGCUGUGAUCGGAGAAAAUGAAAUUAUCUACCGCGACUAUGUCGACAUUUCCGUUGCGGUGGCCUCGCCCAAGGGCUUGGUCGUACCGGUGCUAAGGAACGUGGAGAGCAUGAACUUUGCCGACAUCGAGCUGGCCAUCGCCGGGCUGGCCGACAAGGCCAAGAAGGGCACGCUCGCGGUCGAGGAUAUGGACGGAGGCACCUUCACCAUCUCGAACGGUGGAGUGUUCGGUUCACUGCUGGGUACCCCCAUCAUCAAUCCACCGCAGAGUGCAAUCCUGGGAAUGCACGGCAUCUUCGAACGGCCCGUUGCCAUUAAAGGACAGGUUGUCGUGCGGCCGAUGAUGUACAUUGCACUGACCUACGAUCACCGACUGAUUGAUGGUCGUGAGGGGGUCAUGUUCUUGCGCAAGAUUAAGGCUGCUGUCGAGGAUCCUCGCAUCAUCCUGGCUGGCCUGUAAGACUCUACCACUUACCGUUGUACUAUUACAAGUUAGAACUCAGUCUCCGAACAACCUGGAAACAAUAGGCAUCACGACCUGUGCUAGAAGGCAAUUGCAAACAAAACAAGAAAACAAUAGUAUCCAACAACCAAGCAGAAUCGUUCGUAUGUUUAGGAAAAUGAACUUUUCGUGAUUAUGAGAAUCUUAAACCGGAAAGCAGUAAACGUAACUCCAAUUCCGAAUUCAUUGAUGCACACUCCUUUUUGAUACGCACCGCCCUACCGUUGUUAUUUAUAGGGGAAACAAACUGGAAAUCCAUUCGCGUUGGUACUUUUCUAGACAAAACACAGUUUGUCGACCUGUUAUCGUAUUUGAUGCGACGUAUUUUUUUUUUCUCUUACAUAAGUCACAUUAUACUUUAAUCCGUCGUGCAAAUCAAACGCUAAGUCAACCGUAUAGUUUAUUUUGUAGCAAGCAUACCUAACGUACACACUAUACUCUACUAGACACCUUCGGCAGAUUUAGGUGGAUAACCGGUUUUGUUGCGAUUUGUCAUCAUCAUCCGACGACUGUUGUGUGAAGUGGAGGAAAAAGUUAUUGAAAAUUUAAACGGAAAAAAAUCUUAAAGAAUAAAUGAACGUGCUAACUAAA
Molecule: messenger RNA, 2287 nt
Organism: Ochlerotatus camptorhynchus
Lineage: Eukaryota; Metazoa; Arthropoda; Insecta; Diptera; Culicidae
Product: dihydrolipoyllysine-residue succinyltransferase component of 2-oxoglutarate dehydrogenase complex, mitochondrial
Exons: 7
Coding region: 191-1654 (487 amino acids)
Biological process (GO): tricarboxylic acid cycle
Cellular component (GO): oxoglutarate dehydrogenase complex; mitochondrion
Molecular function (GO): dihydrolipoyllysine-residue succinyltransferase activity
Source: RefSeq, a predicted model, not a curated record